AUGUCAAACGACCCCUUCGAGGAGGCCCAAGCCGACGUCCUUUCUCUCUUGCAACAAACCAGGCCUCUGCUCUCUUCCUACCUACGCAUACGAUCAUCCGCAUCCAGCUCAACAUCUCCCGAGCUCGUCGAAGCGAGACAAGAACUACAGAGCAACCUCACCGAUCUGAGCGCGGAUCUCCAAGAUCUCGUCGACAGCGUCAAAGCCGUAGAAGGCGACCCCUACAAAUAUGGACUCGAUGUUGCAGAAGUGUCGCGGAGACGGAGACUGGUGGAAGAUGUGGGCAAGGAGAUUGAGGAUAUGCACCAGCAACUGAACGAGACGGUACACGCGGCGGAUGCAAAGAAGGGCAAGGCACCAUUGGCACACCCAGACAGCUUUGGGGAUAUGGAUGAGGAUGAGCAGGAUGAUGGAUAUGGCGCGUGGGAAGAGCAGCGGCAGAUGGAGACGAUGCAUGAGCAAGACGAGGCUCUGGAUGGCGUGUUCCAGACCGUGGGCAACCUUCGAGCUCAGGCGGAUACGAUGGGUAGAGAACUCGAAGAGCAGGCAGAGUUGUUGGAAGAUACGGAGAACAUUACGGACCGCGUAGGUGGAAAGCUACAGACGGGCAUGAAGAAGAUUCGCUAUGUGAUUGAGAAGAAUGAGGACCGGUACUCCUCGUGCUGUAUCGCCUUGCUCAUCAUCGUCCUGAUCAUACUGCUGAUCCUAGUGAUUGCUCUGUGA
Zasmidium cellare ATCC 36951 is the source of this 723-nucleotide messenger RNA. RefSeq lists its product as uncharacterized. NCBI's taxonomy places the organism in Eukaryota, Fungi, Ascomycota, Dothideomycetes, Mycosphaerellales, Mycosphaerellaceae. The record is from RefSeq and is a predicted model, not a curated record. Bases 1 to 723 code for a protein of 240 amino acids. Gene Ontology annotation, biological process: Golgi to vacuole transport; intracellular protein transport; vesicle fusion. Gene Ontology annotation, cellular component: membrane; SNARE complex; endomembrane system. The transcript is spliced from 2 exons. Gene Ontology annotation, molecular function: SNARE binding; SNAP receptor activity.